CGAAACAGGAUAUGGGAAUCACAAGACUGGAACAGGCGACGCGCUUUCUCCGUCUCCACUGAAACCGUUUUGAACUCACUCUAGAAACACUGAACUGUCAAUGUCACUUUUGGCCAUCAAGAGCGAAAAAAUGAAGAAAAUGAACAAAAAGAAGAAAAUGGACAAAACAGGGAACCAUAGCAUUCGCGAAUUCUUAGUGAAAAUGUCGACUGACAACAGCAGUGAAGCCAGGAGGAUUUCACAAUCCAGUGAAAAUGUUCAGGAAAAAGAAAACGAUACGAGCAUGAAAGAAGAAAAGGGGCAACGAAAUAACGACCGUAAUCCACUACAGGAGAGGACAAACGAUUUUUCUGAAGAAGCACAAUCAAACAGUAAUCUGCAGCAGAGUGAAGAAGGGCAAAGCCACGUUUUCAGUUUCCGCCACAGAUACAAGAAGCAUGCUGUGUCAUGUGACACAUCCAAUACUGUAUUCGAUGCACUUAAUUCAAACCCUAUUUUCAAAAACAUUAUGAUAAAAAACAAAGGUAGAGAAAUAGUUAUCCGGAGAUCAAAAGGAGACGUUCCUAGAGCUGCUGUGAAGAGAGAUUUCCCUUGCUGUCUUAUUGAAAAAUAUGAGCUGUUGGAUAUAACCUUCAUCAAGAACGGUGGAAACAAUCCUACAGAGAAGAAAACUGUAAGGCGUUCGUUCUCCAAGGAAACAGGAAACAUAGUAACCUUUAACAUCAAAACAACAGGAGGGAAGAAAGUGAAACUCUUAAUGAGAAACAGAGUGCUGAGGAGGAAAGUUGAAGAUGUUUGUGUGUAUGCAUUCAAAGAUGACAAGAUAACAAAUGCUCUUCAGCGUGAUGGGCGGUUCAUUAAUGACAUUUUCAAAAAACGAUGCGGCCUUUUCGAGCGUAAGAGCGAGACAAUCUUUGGAAUGUCACAAAGUGUAGAGCAUCUUGACGGAAAGCAUUUUAAGAUCAUUGUUAUGAAGGAUAAUCAGCAAGAUAGUCAAAAUGAUUCCAAUACUGAUGUAAACAGUGAAGUGAAUGCCGCAUCCUCUGCUGAUUUGAACAAAAGUGCUGAUUUUCAGCAUGAUACUAUCAACACUGAACGAGAAAAAACCCAAAAGCAGAAAUCCACAAAUUCCUCAACUGAAUUUGUGAAAAAAAUUCCAAACUCAGAAGAGACUCUGGAAUUUCUGCGUGCUCAGUUUAAAGAUUUACUGGAGACAUUAAAGCAGCGAAAGAACCUGAAGAACAACUCUGAGGUCAAGAAGUUCUUCAGAGCAGAAUAUGAUAAAAGUGUUCAGAGUUUUUUGGAAGUUAAGAAGGUGAAGCAGCUCACGGGACUCUCUGGCUCUGUGUGUCAGAUUCGAGUGGAAGGAUCCGCCAAGGGAACAGGCUUUCUUCUCUUUGACAGAUUCAUCCUAACGAAUGCUCAUGUUAUUGGAGAAUUCGACCCUUUCUCCAGGAAGCUUUCAAAGACCUUCACAGCAGUAUUUGGUUAUGAAGAUUUGGAAGCAAAAGAGACCAAGAGUGUGUCCAUCAAGCAAGACGUUGCAGCGUACUAUCAUGGAAAGUUCAGCAUGGACAGGCAUCUUGACUUCGCUCUUCUCGAACUCGAUGACACUGAUGAAGUUGCCGACUGUCCUAGAUUGCUCAAUUGCUACAUUCAUGGCCCUCCUCCUAACCGUGGUGGAAUCUGCAUUGUGGGACAUCCAGAUGGAGGAGUCAAGAAAAUGGACCCCUGCUUCAUCAUUGAGAAAGAGCAUCUACAAGAGGCUGCAAAUGAACACGUAUUAAAAAACAUUGAGUUCAUUCAAGUGAUUACACAACAGUCUUUAGCAGAGAAAUGGGAAAUGCAUGACAACCAGAUCAUUUAUAACUCGUGCUUCUUUCACGGAUCUUCCGGCUCUCCAGUUUUUGAUGAGGACUGUUAUCUGAUUGGCAUGCACACUGGUGGCUAUGUGUACAAAGGAGAAAAUGGCAAAACCAGGAGCAUCUUGGAGUACUGCUAUUCCAUGCAGCCCAUUCUGGAAAGUAUCGGCACACAAGCCAAGAAAAAUGGGAGAUCUGACAUCUUGAAGUUGCUCUCUGAAAAUGGAUGCUUAAAUCUCAACAUGGACGACAAUGAUGUGGAAAUGGAAGAUUUGCAAGAUAAGGGUGACCAUCAAUAAAGGGGCAGUCACAUGUCGCAGUAGGCCCUGUC
This is a messenger RNA of Danio rerio (zebrafish), 2193 nucleotides long. The record is from RefSeq and is a predicted model, not a curated record. Lineage: Eukaryota; Metazoa; Chordata; Actinopteri; Cypriniformes; Danionidae.